Physcomitrium patens is the source of this 1799-nucleotide messenger RNA. RefSeq lists its product as uncharacterized. The record is from RefSeq and is a predicted model, not a curated record. Lineage: Eukaryota; Viridiplantae; Streptophyta; Bryopsida; Funariales; Funariaceae.
CCUACAGGUAACAAUGCAUGCAUGGCCCUUUCUGCGCCGAUCAUUUCCACACCCUGACGACAAACCCACAUCACAAAUUUCCAUCGGCAUCGUCGCCUACGGAACCCAUAUUAAGCAACGCUCUGCAGUUUCCGCAGCGCGGACUUCCCCACCUCGCGUCCUAUUCCUGUCGUUAACUGGAUUUUGACCCUCCAUCUGAGCCUGCCGUUGGUUUUCCUUAACCCCGAAAGCAUUUAUCUUCUCACCCAAUUUGAGAACCAUCGUUGGGUGGACAAUUUCGAAAAAUAUGAGGGCCUGUCGUUUCGUCCUGGCCUAGCUAGUCUGGAUGCUCGAGUCCUAAUCGCGGGUCCUUGGUGGGUUUCGAUUUGUGGGUUCGGAGGGUGGAGGAGGAAGAGGGUUGGAGCGCUACAUUCCACAUGGGGUUUAGGGGAGUUCGUGUGGGACAGUAGAUGGCGAAUGAUUGGCGAUGCCUUAUUGCGGCAGAAUUCGCGGAGUUGAAUCGGCUGUGGGGGUCGUGAUAUAGGGCUUUGUUCCGAAGUUGAGGAUUGCUUCAGGAAAUUUUCGUGGAUUUACAGGUUCCUGAGCUGGAGCAUUUUAUUUUUAUUUUUUAUUUGUUAUUUUUCUCAUAGGGAGUUGCGACCGGGGCUUUUGUGAUGGCUGCACGAUUACUGAAACACCCAGCUGCGCCUGGAGCUUGUGCACAUCGCAACGUCGGCAGGCGUGGUGAACAUGAUGUCGCUGGUCAGGGGAUCCAUCGUGUAGGGAAAUUGAAACUAGGAGGGAGAGAGUGGUUGGGUGAAGUAAAUGUUGCGAAUGCGAGGUUGCAAAUAAAGCAAAGAAGAAGAGGGGAUCUGCGAAUGCAAUUCAGAGCUGGACUUGAAGAACUGGCAUCGAAUCAGGUAUUGAUUUCGGCAGCUACAGCAAGUACGCUUGGCCAACUCGCGAAACCUUUUGCAGCAGCUUUGGCUGGUAAAGGCUUCAACUGGAAGUUGGUCAUCAAGUCUGGUGGCAUGCCCUCCUCUCAUGCCGCUUCUGUCACAGCAGCUGCAACAGCUCUAGCUUUUGAAAGAGGAUUAUCUGAUGGAGUAUUUGGAUUAUCUGUUAUCAUAGCAGGCAUCGUGAUGUAUGAUGCCCAGGGCGUAAGAAAUGCCGUUGGGAAGCAGGCCAAAGUCAUAAAUACCAUGGUGGUAUCAUACGUGCCUCUUCCUCAAUCUCAAGAGGAAGAAUCUCUCUCGGCUGCCACCCCUUCAUCUGCGGCAAUCGGUGCUGCACUCGCUCGGGACCCCAUUGAAGCCGAACUUGCUUUCAUGGAUAAUACUUAUACUCCCUCUUCAUCAGCCACGCAAACGCAGUCCUCUUUAGCAACUCUGGAAGCUGGUUCACCCAAUGCGAGCAAGUCGCCCGUUGGGGCAGCUGCGGAUAUGAAUAAUGGAGCUUACACAAGGUCUUCACGAUUCUUCGAAUUAGCUGGGCAGUUGCCAUCAAUGAGGGUGGGCGAAGUAGACAUCCAAGAGCUCGGAAAUCAAGAUGGAUGGCGACUUUUACCUUUGAAAGAAUCAAUCGGGCAUACCAAAAUUGAAGUUCUUGUAGGAGGCAUUUGGGGGAUAGUGAUUACUUGUAUAUUUCAUUCCCUCUAUAACUCUUAAAGGCUUAAAGUUCAGUGCAUACAUAUACUUCUGAUGUACGGGACAGCGAGUGUAUUUUGUACAUUUCAUAGGAAGUUUGGGAGACACAGGCCCCUUCCAACUAUUCUUCUAGCUGACAUUAUGCAUCAACUUUUCAAAAAAAUAUUCUGCACC